Rhagoletis pomonella (apple maggot) is the source of this 1605-nucleotide messenger RNA. RefSeq lists its product as uncharacterized. The transcript is spliced from 6 exons. Gene Ontology annotation, molecular function: protein binding. The record is from RefSeq and is a predicted model, not a curated record. The coding region runs from base 117 to 1532 and encodes 471 amino acids. Gene Ontology annotation, cellular component: pi-body. NCBI's taxonomy places the organism in Eukaryota, Metazoa, Arthropoda, Insecta, Diptera, Tephritidae. Gene Ontology annotation, biological process: piRNA processing.
ACAUUCCUAGUACCAAUUGUUUCAACAAUUUUGUUGUUUCCCGCCAGUAAAUAUCUGAAGUCGGUUUAUAUCUAAUCUCAUGUUUUGUUUGUAACUUCUAAAGAGGUGCCGGAAAAAUGGCCAGACCGCAGAUUAGCUAUCGGCCUCCCAUGACUGAUUCCGAAGAUUCAGAUGGCUACGAAGGAUUUUAUUUUGGUGAUAUGCCUUCGAAAAAACAAAGCCAAACGGCGACCUCUUGGCAACAGCAACAAAACAAACAUUCGGAAAUAUUACUAUCCGUAAGGAACGGAGAUUUUGAAAAGUUGAGGCAACAAGUUCGUGAGCUAAACAUAUCUAUCAAUGAAUCAGUGAACGGCGGAUUUACAUUGCUGAUGACUGCUUGUCGUGAGGGGCAGUUGUCUAUAGUGAGAUGCUUGUUGGAAGAUUUCCGAGCAGAUGCCAAUAAACAGGUGGACUCUUUCACGCCACUUAUGUUAGCCUGUGAAUGUACAAACAAGGAUUCACAUGUAAUUGACCAAACAGUUCAGCUUUUACUCAAACAUGGCGCAGUGAUAAAUGUUUCCGACAAGUAUGGGACUACACCCUUUAUGCACGCCUGCAAAAACGGCUACACUUCUAUAGUUAGGCGGAUGUUGAAAGAUGUAUCAUUCGAUGCAGUUGAUAACCAAGGAUGUACUCCAAUAUUUCACGCUAUAGAAAAUAACCGGGCAGACGUGGUAAAAUUAUUGGUAGAAGCUGGGGUUAACGCAACUAUUGCUAAUAGGAAGGGCUAUACGCCAGUUCAAGUAGCGCAAUUCCACGGAUUUUAUGAUCUACUUGAUUUCUUGCCCAAAGAAAAGGAUACGUAUCUUGUGCCACCGCAGUUCCUCGGCUACAACACCUUACGGGACUACAUCCCAAGAAUAUUUUUGAAAUCCGAUUGCCCAGAGUAUUUUCAGGAAAUAAACGCGAUACUCUUAUCAUUAAACAUGGGAAAAUAUCUAGAGUAUUUUGCAAAGGAACAGAUUUCUCUGUUACAAUUUCUCUCCAUGAGUGAUGAUCAAAUGAAAGAGAUUGGCAUUAAAUAUCCCAUUUUCAGAAUGAAAAUAAUGAAAGGACUUCUUGAUUUCCAUUUGCAUCACUGGACUAAAAAAUCCAUUGCCAGAGUAAGUCGGUCCUCAAAAGAGAAUUUUUAUGAAAUUUUAAUGGUAACUGCCAAUCAUUUGCAACAUUCGGUAAUCAUAACUGCAACUAUACGGUUUGUGAAAGCGCACGUCGUAUCAGGCGAGCUGGGCAUUAUCUCGCAGGAGCAUUUGCAGGCAUUGCAGCGUAAUUUAAAUGAAUACCGUACGACAAUAAAAGAACUGCACAAAACCACCAAAUAUCUGGCGACUUUCAGCCCUACAAAAAACCCAUUGUAUAUUGACUACGAUGAGUAUGUCGCUGAACGCAAACGUCUUAAAUUAAGCUGUUAUUUCAAGUACACCACAAUAGUUAUUGGUAUUUCGGUAUUUAUCUGCCUUAAAGUGAGAAAGCUCUUUUUUGGUUCCUAAAUACUCAAAAUGUCAACUCCUAAAAUAGUAAUAAAGCAUUUUAUAUAAUGCUUUGAAGAUAACUGCAUUGUUA